Molecule: messenger RNA, 7095 nt
Organism: Entamoeba histolytica HM-1:IMSS
Lineage: Eukaryota; Evosea; Mastigamoebida; Endamoebidae
Exons: 1
Coding region: 1-7095 (2364 amino acids)
Molecular function (GO): protein binding
Source: RefSeq, a predicted model, not a curated record
AUGAAUUUAUUUAAUUUAUUUCGUCCUCGCAGCAAAACAAUAUCUGUCCAACCACCAAUUCAACCACCUCAAAAGUCUAUAGAUGAGAUUAUUCUUACACGCCUUCUUAAUGAAUAUAAACAAGAACUAUCAGAUGAAAAAUACAAUAAAGUAAUAACAGAAAUUAUUCAAAUUUAUUGUAAAAAUCCAAAACAAUUUCCUAUAAUAUUGGAAUAUACUGGAAUUAUUGAACAUUUAUUUGAAAAUAUAAAAAUUUAUUCCAAGCCAAAACAAUUUAUUGAAGAAAUUAUGGUAAAACGGUUUAAUGAAUUAUGCUCUUUUUCUAUCCUUACACACACUGUUUCUUCUAAAUUUACUAAUUUACAAAUAGAAUGUAUUUGUGAGAUUGUUUACUCAGUGGUUGAUUAUGUUAUUACCUCUCCUCCUAAUAUAGUUCUUGACAAAAACCCACUGAUUUUUCCUAUGUUUGAACAUCAAAAUCAAAUAGCCUCUAUUCCAGUAAAAAUUACUCCUGUUAAAUCUACCCCACAGUCCCAAAUUAUUAGUUAUGCUCUUAGUCUAAUUGGUCCAUUUUGUUAUUUGGAAUUACCAGACUUGUUGUUUGUUGAUAAAAUUCAACCAGAAACCAUUGAUGCUUUUAUUGACCAUUAUUACAGAUAUAUUCCAUUACAUAUUUCUUCAACACCAUCUCCAUUAGUAAAAAGAGUUAAAGUUCUUUGUGCAAAUUUAGUGGAAUCAAAAUUAACACCAGAAAAAGUGAACCAACAAAUAAAUACUUUAAUGCGUUUGAUUGUUUGUUUAACAAAGACAUUUCCUGAAUCUCCAGUAGAUUUCCCUGGGUUAUUUCCUUAUGGUCUUUCUGUUCCACCAUCACCAGAUUGUCUUACAUAUUAUUUUAAUGUUAUACAAGCAACAAACAACUUUACAUUUGUAUUACCAAUGGUAUAUUCUUUGAGUUUCUUCAUUCAAAAAAAUACAGAAGAUUAUUAUUUUAUUCUGUUAAGAAAAGUACAUUUAUAUGCACAUUCAGUAGGACCAAACAUUAGCGUUUUUCAAGAACAGUUAAAUACCAUUGUUAAUGAUUCAAAUAAAAAACAGUACUCAAUCCUUCUAAAUGGGUUUAUUAGAAUUAUUGAAUGUCUAAGUAUUGAAGAACGCAAAUACUUUUUUGAAUUUAUAAAGAAAAAUUCAAAAAACAUUGAUAUUAUAGAACCAAUUAUUGAUGGAUUAUCUUCAUUACAAUUGUCAAGAUUUUAUAUUCAAGAAUUUAUUCUUGAAAGUGGACUUUCUUAUUAUAUUCGUCAAACAGCAAUUAAUUCAACUGGAACAUUUAGAAUUAAAACAUUAAAAUAUUUAGUUCAAUUAAUGAGAGACAAUGAUGUUUUAAAAUAUUUUAAGACAACAGAGCCUAAUAAUUUCUUUUCUAGUAUGAUUAGAAGUGUUUCAAAUAAAGAAGAAUUUGAAUUAUCAAUUGAAUUUAUGACUUUAUUAUUAUUAGAUGAUGAUACAGAAAAAAUAAAUCAAUCUCUAGGAUAUAUCAAAUUAUUUAAACUCAUUGAUGGAUUAAAUGAAUUAGAAUAUAAAAUUCAAUUAAUGAAAUUAUGGAAAUUAAAAAUUGGAAUAGGUUCAGAAGAUUGUGUUAGAGAUUUUAUGUGUUAUUUAAAGAAAUGUUUUUAUCAAAAAAAUGGGAAUAAAGAAUUUUUUACUACCUUUUUUGACUCAUUUUCAUCUCUUAAAGAAAAUGUAUUUGGAAAAAAGUUAUUUGUUGAAUUUAUGAAAGAAGAUAAUACUUUUAUUCGAAUCAAAGAAAUUUAUUCUAUUCUUGGAAAUGAUAUUUUUGUAAUAUUAAGGAAUAUUGCUUUAACAACAAUGCUCAAUAUUAUUGAUGAGCCUACACCAUUAAUUCUUGUUUUAAAAUUGUUAUUAAGUCUCAAACUAACUGAAGAAUGUAGUGAUACACUUAUUGGGGAUAUAUUUAUUCCACUAAUAUCACAAUGUGAAAAUUUAGAUGUAUUAAGUCAUGGAGAAAUUCCAGAAUUAUUAAUUCCUUUUGUCAUUCAAUCAAAGAAAGCAAGUCAUGCAGAUUUUCUUAUUAAAAGUAUUAUUAGUUAUCAUUGUAAUCAUCAUGUCCUUGAACAAUUAAUUAAAAAUAUUCACCAAUGCAAACACAUUCAACAAGGUUUAGAUUCAAUCAUCAUUUCGUCAUUUGAGUUAAUCCCCACACCAACAUAUUUCCUCGAUAUUAGUCAACAUUUAGUAAAUAAAAUUUCAUUUAAACUUCCAUUCUAUUCUUUAAAACCAUUUACUACAUGUACUUGGUUUUAUAUUCAUUCAUUCCCAGAAUAUCAAACACCUUCUGUUUCUUUAUUCUCUUUUGCUUCUCCACAAUAUACAUUGGGAAUACAUGCUACUCCUGUUGGAGUUACUAUUUAUUUCAAAAAUUCAAGAGAAUUAUUACAAUUUCCAAUAAGAGAAAAAAUGUUUCAUUCUAUUGUUAUGACACUACAUCAAACAGACAAGAGUAAUAAAUGUAAAAUAGAAAUAUAUUUAGAUAGUAUUUUCCUUGGAUCGGUUGUUGGAGUUGCCACUUUUGAAAACAAUACUGAAAUGAUUGUACAAAGUACAGAACAAGUUCGUUUACGAAUUGGUAAUAUCCUAAUAUAUAGAACUAUUCUUGAAGAGGCAGCUGUCCAGAGAUUGGUAUAUUGUGAAAAUCCAGACCUUGUUCCAAGUAAUGAAAAUUGGUUAUGUCCAAUUGACAUUAGAACUCCAAAAGAGUGCAACACUAUUCCAUUUUCUUUUAUGGUAAAUGUAAGAACAAAACAGUUAAUCACUCAAAAAGAAAUAAUUCCAAUAAAUAUACCUUGGACACAACCUUUGAUAAAUUCAAAACAACAAGACAUUGGAAGAUGUAUUCAUGGAAAAAAGAUGUUAGAAUUACUUGGAGGAUAUGAUGUAUUAUUAAUAUUAAUGGCAGAAAUGAAAGAUAAUGAAAGUGUAUUAGCAGCACUAAACAUUUUAACAAAAUAUCUUUCAAAGAAUGGAAAAGCAUCUUAUAACUUCUGUGAAGUUGGAGGACUAAAAAUUAUGUUUGAUAUAUUAAAUGCAAGAGCAACGCUAUUUAACGAAAUUGGAUUGGUUGAAACUUUAUUAGAAUUUUCUACUGACCACCAGAAAGAAGUGUUUACAUCUCCAUUACUUGUUGAUAAAAUUGUAUUAAAUGUUGAUUUUUGGAAGAAAGGAAAUGAUGAUGUUAUUAGAAUAUAUUUAGAAAAGGUUGCAUUAAGUUUAAAAUCACCUCAUGUACAAUCAACUAUUGGAAUGUUAGAAGAGUGUAGAGUUUUUGAAAGGUUUUUACAAUUUAUUGAUAGGUCAAUUCAAAAUAAAAACAUUAGGUCUCCUUUCAUUGCAGUUAUGUCAGGUUUACUUCAGUUAUCAUCGUGGAGAAGUUAUUUACAUCAAAUAGCUAUGAUUGUUCAAAGUAAUUAUUCAACAGAACAAAUUAUAAGAUGUACAGUAUUUAAUGAUAGUACAAAUCAAGGAGAAUCAGUAGGAAAUGUGGCAAUUAGAAAUCUUAUAAAUAAUAUUGAUGUAUCGAAUUCAUCAGACACAGAGGGUAUGGACACUCCAUGCAUUGAGUCAUUAGUAUUAGUGUUACAAAUAUUAUUGACUCGUGCAUUAAGUAUUGAAGACAAGGAUCAAGUCUGUGAAUUUUUAACUACUGCAUCAAGUAUAUUACCAAUAGGAGUUAUAUUAGAAUUAGUUGCUAUUGUAAAAAAGCAAUAUAUUAACGAUGUAUUAAAAUAUAUGUGUUUAAUCUUAUCUAUUCAACCAAUUUAUAGUAAAUUUAUUAGACUUGGUGGAUUUGUUAGAUUAUUCAACUCACUCAGGUCAGUCAAAAGAGUAUAUAAAUAUACUUAUUCUACAAUUAAAAUCAUUUCUUCAUUUCUUCGUACUAUAUUUUUAAUGAAUUUUGAUAAAGGAAAUACAAUGGACAUUGCAUCUGAUCCAUCAUUAGUAUUAUUAUUAUGUACUCUAAAUGAGAUACCAACAGAAAUAUUAGGAAUGAUAGUUAAAGAAUUUUCAGAAAAUUGUAUUAAACCUGAAGGAAGAAAUUUAGUAUCUUGUAAAAUGUAUAAUGAGGUUGUAUUUCAUUCUAUUCUCAAUGUUGUUCAUAGAAAUGAUGAUGAAAAAAUAUUAAAUGGACUAUUAUUAAUGUAUGACUCUGGUAUGAAUGAGGCUCAAAAACGAUCAGUACAACAAGUUGCAACAAAGGUACAUCUUCAUUAUUUAUACUUUACAUCAUUGGUAAUGUCAGAUAAUUUUGAAUCAAGAUUAUUGUGGAGGGUAUAUGUGUUUAUUGCUGAUAUGCACAAGAAAUAUGUUGUUACUCAAGGAAGAAGGUCACACAAAUUAUUCUUUAUUAAUGCAAUUGCACGUAUUUGGAAAGAGGUAUUACAAUAUGAUUUACCAUUAUCAAUUGAGUCUCAACGAUUGAUUAUUGAGAAAUUAUCAGUGAGAGAUUUUAUUGUUCAAUUUGAACAACGCCAGGCAUUGUUUGAAGAAAAAUAUAAUAAUAUUAGUGUUGCUGCAUAUUAUGUACCAUUAUUAAAAACGUUAGGAUUAACAACUAUUUUAUCUACUGAGUUAUUAAGAGAGGGAAUACAAGGAAAUUCAGUUUUAAUUGGAUUUAAUGAAUUUACUGAAGAAGUGAAAAAUGAAUUACAUUUAUUUGUCAAUGAAAUAUAUGGAACUAUUGAAAGAAAAGAAUACCUUCAUCCAUAUCUUGUACAAAUACAACCUACAACCAUUCCUAAUGAUCUUGAUUUUAUUAAACCUCCACCUCGUUCAUUCAAAGCAAAACCAACUAGUCCAUCAAGGGUUGCUUGUUUACAUUGGUUAAAAAUAUUUAAAAACUAUACAUCCCCAAAAGGAAUAUUAGCUUAUCAAUUCCCACCCCCAAUAAGUGCUAUAAAAUUAACACCUUUUAUAACUCCAAGUUUUGUACAUAAUUUAGUAGAUUAUUCUUCACCAAAAAUGAGAGACCUUCCAACAACUGAAGAAAUUACUCCCGAGAUUAUAGAAGAGUUAAAAAAUUAUCUUCAGAUUAAAGAAAUUGUUCCAUACAUUCCUCCCAUUGCAUUAACAUGUGGAAUAAAAUGUAAAAGAAUUAAAGAAGAAGAAGAGUGUGAAGGAAUGAUGCAAAUUAAGGAAGAAGCAGAUGAAAAAGAGUUAGUUUUUCAAUACUCAAAAGUUCUUCAUAAUGAAAAUAUUAGUAAAGAAAUUAUUUUACCUUUAAAAAAUGCAAUCAUCACAAAGAAAAUGUACUUGUAUCAAGAUAAUGGAUUAGAAAUAAUAACUGCUGAUGGAAGAAUUGAAUUCUUUAUUUUUACAAAUAAACAACGUAAUAAAAUUAUAGAAAUUACUGGGUGUUCAGAAAGUAAAUUGUUAGAGUCAACAAAGAUGUGGAGUAAAGGAUUAAUUAGUAAUUUUGAAUAUCUUGGAAUAAUCAACAAUGAAGCAGGAAGAAGUUAUAGAACAUUAAGUCAAUAUCCCAUAUAUCCAUGGGUUAUUUGUAGUUAUGAUAGCAAAGAUUUCAGAUUAAGUGAUAUUCAGAUGUAUAGAAAUCUCCAACUACCAAUUGGAGCACAAAAAGAGACGAAUCAAAUAGAAGAUAAUUAUUAUGAAAAAGAAUGUCAUUAUAAUUGUUGUCUGAGUAGUCCAUCAACAGUUUUAAGAUGUUUAUUUAGGCUAAGACCCUAUACUGAUAUGAUUUUAAAAGAAAUGUCAGGAAGAUGUUUAGAAAUAGAUGGAAGAAUGUUUGUCAAUGUAGGUUCAUUGUUUUUAAGUUCUGUGUUACAAUCAAGAAUUGAAUUAUUACCUGAAUUCUAUUGUUGUCCUGAAGUAUUUAUGAAUUUGAAUCAUCUUAAAGGAGAAAGUACAACCGUUGGAGAUGUUAACUUUCCUCCUUGGGGAGAAACAAGUAGGUUAUUCAUUCAUCAUAUGAGAGAAGCAUUAGAAAGUCAAGAAGUUGGACAAACCAUUAACCAAUGGAUUGAUUUAGUGUUUGGAGUUGACCAACAAAACAGAAAUAAGUUUAAUGUUUAUAGUAAGGAAUAUACAAAAGAAUCUGAAGUGGAUGAACAAAUUAAGGAAGUUAUAUGGAAAACAAUGGGUAAUAUACCAAAUAAAGUAUUUAUUAAACCACAUCCAAAGAAAUUAGUUACCCCAAGGUUAGCUUUUAAUUUUCAUAAUCCUCAUACAGAAUUAAUUACUACAUUAAAAAUAGGAUGUUUAUUUGCAUUUGAAAAUAAUAAAUUUUCAGUAUUUACUGAACAAUGUUGUACUUUUUCAUUAGACAAGGAACUUUAUUGUGUAAAAUAUGAACAAAAUAAAGGUAUAUUUACAUUAAGUAAGAAUGAUCAAAUUAUUAAUAGUUUAUAUUGCAAGUCAUUAGAUGUUACUGACUUCAAUGUUUUUGAUAAUGGAAAUAAAUUAGUUUAUGGAUGUGAGACUGGAGAAUCAUUUAUUAUUAAUCAGCCAUUUGGAAAAAAUCCAUUAUUUGUUUCACUGUAUGGUAUCACAGAUAAAGUAACUGCAAUAACAUAUUGUAUUGAUUAUCACACAGCAGUCAUUGCAUCAAGCGAUGGAUAUAUUCGAUAUUUUAAUGAAGAUGGUAAAAUUAGACAAGUCAUAAAAACAAAUGAAGUUAUAAAUAAAAUGUUAUUUAGUGACAAAAAUGGUGAUUUAAUUACUUUAUCAAUUCAACAAAGUAAAACAAUUAUUACAGGAUAUUCUAUUAACGCAUAUAAAUUUGCUGAAACUUUAAUAAAUACUACUAUCACGGCUGUAACAAUUACUCAUUUCAUUGAUGGAUCAAUUAUGAAUGUUUUGGCAUUAGGAAGUGAUCGAGGAGAAUUGAUGUUAUAUGAAGUUGAGAAAUUGGAAUUAUUAGGUUCUUGUUAUGGUGGACGUUCAUUAAAUUCUUCAAAAAAUACUUCAAAAGUGCUUUCAGUUCUUUUUGUUGAAAAUUAUUCAAAACUUUAUUUCUUUGUAGAGUGUCUUGAUGGAGUUGAUGUAUUAGAAAUAAAAUGA